AUGGCCCCGGAUCUUGAUCUCAAUCGCGAGGAUCGCGAAGACGCUCCUUUCCUCACCCCCGAACCGAAUACGCAUUUAUCAGCAUCUACCCCUGGCCCCGUCCUCCAUAAUGAACCAAAACCCAUUUCACAGGGUACCGCUGGCAACUAUGCGUCGGUACAGAAGAUCAGCUUUCGGCUGAAGUUGAUCUUAUUCUCAAUGAUCCUCGCGGUCGAGAUUGGGUUCUCCUUUCUCGAGGGCCCCCAAGUCCGCAUCUUCGAGUCCAUCGCCUGCCGACAAUAUUACUCCGUGGUCGAUCCGAGUCAGAUUGGCGCCAAUGGUCAAGUACCGGAGGAAAUGUGCAAGGGUGCGGAGGUACAAGCGGAACUGGCGGCUGUGAAGGGCUAUCACAUGUUUUUCGAUGGGUUAUUAUGCGCCCUCCUGGCUAUCCCUUAUGGUCUGCUGGCAGACCGACGAGGCCGCAAGUCGACUCUCCUCAUCGGAUUACCGGGAUUCUUCCUAAACUCCAUGAUCACGGUCGCUGUGAUGUGGUUCUCUGAGACUAUUCCUCUUCGCGCGGUUUGGUUAUCCUCAUUGGCCUGGUUGCUUGGAGGUGGGCCUGUCGUCACAUUUGCUAUCAUUUGGACGAUGAUGUCGGAUGUGACGACAGAGGAUGAAAGAGCCGCGCUGUUCUUCCAAUUUGCCGUCGUAUCAAUGGGUGCUGAAUUCGUCUCAAGUGCUUUCGCCUCAUACUUGAUGACGUUGAACCCAUGGAUCCCUCUUAGCAUCGGCUACGUGAUCGUUUUCGCAGGGUUGAUGUUGAUGAUUGUGCUCCCUGAGACAAAGCACGUGAAGCUAGCUCCCAAUAAGCCUGAGCCCUCGAAUGUGGAGAUGUCGGAAUUGGACCACGAUCAACCCGAACCUAAGCCUGAAUCGAGACCAUACCAUGACGACAGCGAUGUGGAGAUAGGAUCAGACCAUGGAGAACACAUGUCCUGGAGCUAUCCCUCGCGCCAGAACCUAUCCCUCUGGGGAAGAAUUCGGGCUAAUGUUCGAUUUUACGUGCAACCCUAUUUAUUCAUCUUGAACAGAAAGCCCGUUCUCCUUCUCUUGUCGGCUUUCUUGGUAUAUCGUCUUAGUCGUGGUUCAUCCUGGUUCCUAACCCAGUAUGUCUCAACACGAUACCACUGGACCCUGGCCCAGGCCAACUUGCUUGUGUCGUUCCGACCCACAGUAUCCAUCCCGGUGUUCUUGUUCGGCCUUCCCUGGCUGAAGAAAAAUUACCUGGAUCCACGACGAUCGUCCACGGAAAAAGAUCUCUUCCUUGCUCGUGGAAGUAUCGUCUUGUUGACUGUGGGGACACUGGGAAUUGGUCUCUCGCCUGUCAUCGGCACCUUGAUUCCUAGUUUGAUUUUCCAAACCUCCGGAUCGGGCUUCGUCUUUUUGACCCGCUCCAUUAUUAGCACCCUGGUGGAGCGAGACGAGACUGCUCGUUUAUAUACAGCGAUUGAGAUCCUCCAGUCUAUAGGCAAUGUGGUAGCCAGCUUGUCUAUCACGACGGUGUUCCAGGUCGGUCUUCGCAUGGGAGGAUUCUGGGUUGGAUUGGCAUGGAUGAUGACUAGCACAUUAUUCUGCAUGGUCGGAGCUGCAAUUUGGUGGUUCCGACUCCCCGAUACCCCUCAUGCUCCGGACUCUUUAUCAAAGCACCAACAAGCUCGCCUUCCCCAGCCGGGCUCUGUGAUUGCCUCCUCCUUCACCUCUCCUAUCGAUGCUGUAUACCUGGCCGCUAUCUUCGACCCCGUCUUCACAGCCGCCUACCCCAACACCCGUCAGGUUGAGCGCAUCUCCCUCCUUCAGGCAAUCCUCCGUCCCUUCGCUGCACCCCGAGCCCAACCAACACCGGGUUCGAAACUCUACGACCUCGCGACAUUGGUGGAAAAGUAUCCCAACCGACCCAUCGUCGUCUUUCCCGAGUGCACCACCACCAACGGCCGUGGAAUCCUCCCGCUCAGUCAUGCACUGCUUAGCGUUCCGUCCAAGACGAAGGUCUUCCCUGUUAGCCUUCGGUAUACCCCAGUGGAUGUGGUGACUCCAAUCCCAGGAAGCUACAUUAGCUUCAUUUGGACGCUGCUUAGCAAGCCUACUCACUGUAUCCGUGUCCGCAUUGCCGAGUGUGUUAUGAACAACCGUGGCUCAAUUGAUACCCCGCCUGCUCGAUCUACCCGCCAAUCGACUUAUAUUUCCAAUUAUCUUGAUACCCUCGAGCAGGACACGAGUGAAGACGGUGUCACAGCGGCUGAGAGGGCAUUCCUUGACCAUGUCGGGGAAUCGUUGGCUCGUCUGGGUCGUGUCAAGCGGGUUGGAUUGGGAGUGAAGGAGAAGCAGGAAUUUGUUCGAAUGUGGACUAAGACUCGUAGUACGUGGUGA
Messenger RNA from Penicillium malachiteum, 2406 nucleotides. RefSeq names its product putative MFS transporter. The transcript has 4 exons. Gene Ontology annotation, biological process: transmembrane transport. Gene Ontology annotation, cellular component: membrane. Gene Ontology annotation, molecular function: transmembrane transporter activity. Lineage: Eukaryota; Fungi; Ascomycota; Eurotiomycetes; Eurotiales; Aspergillaceae. The coding region runs from base 1 to 2406 and encodes 801 amino acids. The record is from RefSeq and is a predicted model, not a curated record.